This is a messenger RNA of Penaeus chinensis, 2989 nucleotides long. RefSeq lists its product as uncharacterized. The transcript is spliced from 16 exons. The record is from RefSeq and is a predicted model, not a curated record. Lineage: Eukaryota; Metazoa; Arthropoda; Malacostraca; Decapoda; Penaeidae. The coding region runs from base 633 to 2708 and encodes 691 amino acids.
CGCUGGAAGUACACGUGCUGCCGGCGUUCCUCGUUCCAAACGUUCACUGGAAGCGACCCGUCUGGCUGAGGGCGGGAACCUCGCGCGCGCCAAACCAUAUAAGACCGUUGCAUUUUGUUUUUCCUUUUUUUUGUACAUAUUUUGCCGUUUUGGAAUCUGCAUUUUUUUUUAUUUUUUAAGAAUUCGAAAAUUCGUUUAUGAUGAUUAAAUGAGAUCGAUCUUUGAAGUGACUUCGAUUCGUGAAGUUCGUGAAGGAUUUAUAUAUAUUUUAAGUCAGCUCCUGGAAUUUUAAGAAAAUGGUUGAUGUUCUUUUCGUGUUUUGAAAAAUAAAUAAAUAAACAAAUAGAUAUCUUCCUAGUUGUGGCACUAGGAGGACGCCGUAUACACAAGUCUCUCUUAGAUUCGAGUCUUUUGAAAGUAAGAGUUUGAGAGAGAGAGAGAGAGAGUGUGGGAAGACAAGGCAGCACGCUACGAUCAGCUGGGAUCAUUAGGGUGAAUAUUGUGAGAAAAGGCGGCACGAGAGGGAGAGAGAGAGAAAAAAAAAAUCGUGUUAUAUUAACCAUCUGAAGGAACUCGACGAUCUAAGAAGAAGACGGCUUAACUUGUAGGCGAAAAGGAGACAAUUAAUAAAAAUGGCAGGACAGGAAAGAACUUUAUGCUACACCAUACUACACUGUUUUGUCUUCGCGCAUCUGGCUGUUAUGGCGUCAGGUCAGUGCAGCGGGACAGAGACCUUCGAAAAGGUUACCAGAACGACGGUCAGAGGCAUCUCAGGGGUUCCUCUCUUCUCGAACGCUGGCAACACUGUCACCAGCGACUGUAUAUCCAGAUGUCGCCAGUCCCGCAUCUGUUCCGGGUUUCUGCUGAACUACGACCGGGAAUCCUGCUUCCGCUUGGACAGGGUCGCGUACAGCUCGGGGGCGGCGCUCCAGCCCACCGUCGAACCGGUCAAUUUCUUCGAGAAAAUCUGCAUUACGGCGACCCCCUGCGGCAAAGACUGGAUGCUGGAGCGCGUGGUGGGCUUCGAGAUCGAAGGCUACGACGACAUUGUCCUGAACAACGUGCCCGACAGACUCAAGUGUGCUGAACUGUGCAUCAGGGAAAGGGGCCUUCAGUGCCGGAGUGCCGAGUAUCACACCAGGGACGGCGUGUGUCGCCUCAGCAGACAGGACCGAAGGACUCAGCCGCUCAGCUUCCGCCCCGCUUCGCCGCACGUGCAGUACAUCGAGAACCAGUGCGCGCCAGCCACGCCGCAGCAGAAGUGCGAGUUCGAGGAGUUUCCGGAGCAGGACCUGGGUCACGGCGACAAGCAGAUAGCAGUCGCGUCGAAGGAGGAGUGCCAACAGGCGUGCGAGUCGGAGAGCGCUUUCCACUGCCGCUCCUUCGCCUGGUACGAGCGGGCCGGCGUCUGCAGGCUCUCCGGGGAUGACCUCGUCUCGGCGGGGCCCUCGGCGCUCGGGGACCUGCCGGGCGCCACGUGGCUGCAGAGGGCGCCGUGCCUGGACUUGGAACUCGGCUGCACUGUGGACGCCAUGACUGUUCACCUGAACACGCCAGAACCCUUCAAAGGACGCCUGUUCUCCAGAGAUUUCCCAGCGAGUUGUCAGUCCAGAGAUGUUGGCAGAACUGACACCACUCUCACCAUCAAGUUCAACGAUCCGGAAUGCGGCGUGGUUAACGAGGGGGACGGCGUCUACAGUAACGUCGUGGUUGUUCAGCAUCAUCCUGUCAUUCAGCGGAGGGGAGACAAGGCUAUCAAAUUGAUGUGUUUGUUUGAGACUUCCAACAAGACGGUCACUGACAGCUUUAACUUCAUUGUGGACAACUCGAUCAACGCCGGCGUGGCGACGGCGAUCGUGAACGCGACGGCCCCCUCGCCGCGCAUCCGCCUGCGCAUCGUGGACCGCCUCGGGAGGGACAUCAACGGCGCCAGGCUCGGGGAGGAGCUCUUCCUCAGGCUCGAGCUCGAUGACGAUAGCGUCUACGGCAUCCUGGCGAGGAACCUCAUAGCGAAGAGCGGCGACAACUCGAACUCCAUCAUCCUCCUGGACGAGAGAGGCUGCCCCGACGACCCGGCCAUCUUCCCCUCCCUCCAGCCGCUGCCGGGGUCCAAGAGUCUGCAGGGCAAGUUCGAGGCCUUCAAGUUCUCCGAGGACCAAGUUGUGCGCUUCCAAGUCAACGUCCAGUUCUGCCUUGAGGAGUGCAAGCCGGCGCAGUGCGGAAACAUCCUCUCGUACGGGCGCAGACGUCGAUCUUUAUCCGAAGGCGGCAUUGUAACCUUGGGCGGCGAAUACAGCCUCAUUGGAGGUGAAAUCCAGCUGGGGGACGACCGCGACGACCCCGAAGACGACCACGACACGAUCUACCACGAAAUGCCUCUGCAGAAGGAGAUUAUCGUUGAUAGCGAGACCGUGAAGCCUCUCAGAGCGGGGCUUCUGCCGGAGGAAACAGAUGCCCGACGCCUGGCCGAGCUCGUGUGCACCUCGAGGGAAGUCCUCCUCGCGGCCCUCGUGUCAGGGGCCAUCCUGCAGGUCUGCAUCAUCCUGACGGCCAUCAUGUGUGUGUUCGGACGCAGGAGGAAGCAGGCGCCAAAGGAGUCCCGGAUGUCGACCCUAACCAUCUCCAGGGGUGUUCGAUCCCCUUAUACCACGACUUCGGACGAUUCCGCCAACACGCUCAAGAGUCUUAGAACGUCUUUAAGGGAUUGAGAACUAUAGAUGCAUUAGCCAAGGGGUCGAGGGCAUGUUGGUGUGUGUUCGUUUUUGUGAGUUUUGUUUUUGUAUGUGUGUUUUUUGGUGGUUCUGAUUGUAAGAUAUUGUAUAGAUUUUUAUUAAUUGCAAUAUUAUUCGAAGGUGUGACGGCAGGCAGGAGGCGUGUUGGUUGGAAUUUAAGCGAAUUUAAAAGUUACAGAGAGAGAGAGAGAGAGAGAGAGAGAGAGAGAGAGAGAGAGAGAGAGAGAGAGAGAGAGAGAGAGAGAGAGAGAGAGAGA